GUCUUACCGCGCAGUACAAUGCGUCGCCUCACAUUCCACUGCUGUCAAAACACAUAAACCAUUUCCCUCUCUCUCUCCACACCAUAAAGACAAAAAAGAGAAUAAAAUCAAACCAAAUGGCCAACAGUACCGCCGUGUACGGCGGACUGGGCUGUGGCACCGCCUGCAUAUUAAGCAUGGUGGACAACGGUAGCGUAGAAAGCCGGCGCUACUAUCUGGCACGGCGCACACUUAUGGAAAUGCUUCGGGACAGAGGCUACGUGGUGGCCAACGUGGAGGUGGAGCUCUGCCGCUGUCUCGCCGACUUCCGCGAGGUAUUCGGCGACAAGCCCGAGGCCGGACGUCUCCGCGUCAUUGCUUGCCGAGCCUCUGAUCCAUCGCGGAAGAUUCUCGCCAUAUUUUGUGAAACUUUUGAGAUCAGAAAGCGAAAUAUUGUUGGUAUACUGAGUCAGAUUGUGAACAAAGAAACAUUGGACAGGGUGAUCUUAAUCCUGCAAAGCAAGAUGAAUUUUCAUGCUCAAAAGGUUUUGGAUGAGUAUCCAGUUAAAGUUGAGACGUUUCCAAUUACUGAUUUUCUGGUCAACAUCACAAAGCAUUUUCUGGCAACAAAGCAUGAGAUUUUGACUCCUGAGGACAAGGAAAAGCUUCUCAAGAAACAUAACAUUGAAGACAAGCAGGUUGAUUUCUUUCUGAAAUUUGAAAGUCAAAAUUUGGAUUCUGCUACUUGCGUGUUGUCCCACUCACCUUGUUGCUUAAGCAUGAAAUGUACAUUUAUAAUGUUGUAUGGGUUUCUCAUGAACAUGUUUUUCACUCGUUGCCAGCUUCCAAGGAUGCUUGAAAAUGAUGCAGGUGGCCAGGUGGUAAAGGUAACUUAUUCUAGUGGUGUCACUGGUUUAAUCGUCACAUAUCGUUGUGUUAUGUGAUUCCGUCCUGCUGCUCUACUCACUGAUGGCCGAACCAGAAGUACAUUUCUUUCUCGAUUGAUGAAAAAGGAUAUCACUUUUUUGUUGGUCAUUUUAACAGUGGAGAUCCAAUCGUUAUUUUAAGUGCAACAACGUUAUUACAAGCAAUUCGUUGGAAAACUUAACUAUAUUAAUAGA
Messenger RNA from Sesamum indicum (sesame), 1100 nucleotides. The record is from RefSeq and is a predicted model, not a curated record. Lineage: Eukaryota; Viridiplantae; Streptophyta; Magnoliopsida; Lamiales; Pedaliaceae.